Molecule: messenger RNA, 2106 nt
Organism: Notolabrus celidotus (New Zealand spotty)
Lineage: Eukaryota; Metazoa; Chordata; Actinopteri; Labriformes; Labridae
Gene: alg3
Product: ALG3 alpha-1,3- mannosyltransferase
Exons: 9
Coding region: 105-1424 (439 amino acids)
Cellular component (GO): endoplasmic reticulum
Molecular function (GO): dol-P-Man:Man(5)GlcNAc(2)-PP-Dol alpha-1,3-mannosyltransferase activity
Source: RefSeq, a predicted model, not a curated record
UCUAGCCUGCCUUACCCAAAGAAGAAGAAGAAGAGUGAACGCAUGUCAGCUGUGGCCUCUCUAUUUUGCCCCUUCCAGUCUCCACGUCUCUGCGUGCCGUCGACAUGGCAGGAGGGCUGCGGAAGAAGUCUCCCGGACCCUCCUCCCCACUUUGGGGGAAACUUCAAACCUUGUGGCAGGACAAACAUUUAGUGCUGUUCAAAACGGAGUACACGUUAUUGGUUGUUUCCAUCCUGUGGUUCCUGGAGAUCGGGAUCAAUGUGUGGGUCAUACAAAAAGUAGCAUACACGGAGAUCGACUGGAAAGCCUACAUGGAUGAAGUAGAGGGAGUCAUCAAUGGUACCUAUGACUACACCAAGCUCAAAGGAGAGACAGGCCCCUUGGUGUAUCCGGCUGGCUUUGUCUACAUCUUCACUGCUCUCUACUACAUCACCGGCCAUGGGGUUAACAUCCGUCUGGGCCAGUACAUUUUUGCUGUGUUCUACCUUAUCACACUGCUGCUUGUAUUCAGGAUAUACCACCGCACUAAGAAGGUUCCUCCCUAUGUGUUCUUCUUUGUGUGCUGUGCGUCUUAUCGGAUUCACUCCAUCUUUGUGCUACGUCUCUUCAAUGACCCCGUGGCCAUGAUGCUGCUGUUUGCAGCCGUCAACCUCUUCAUGGAUGGACACUGGACUCUAGGCUGCGGAAUUUACAGUUUAGCAGUGUCUGUGAAAAUGAAUGUGCUUCUCUUUGCUCCGGGGCUACUUUUCCUCCUCCUGUCUGAGUUUGGUCUUGUCAGGACAAUCCCAAAACUUUCUCUGUGUGCAGUCAUUCAGCUUUUGCUGGGCCUGCCUUUCAUUCUGGAGAAUCCCGUCGGUUAUUUGAGCAGGGCAUUUGAUCUUGGCCGUCAGUUUAUGUUCAAGUGGACGGUGAACUGGCGCUUCCUGCCAGAAUGGCUCUUCUUGAAUCGGUACUUCCACCUACUCCUGCUGGCUGCCCACCUGCUCACCCUGCUGCUCUUCGCGCUCCGCCGUUGGAAGAGACCAGGAGAAAGCAUCUUUGAACUGCUCAAGGAGUCAAGCAAAAGGAAAAGCCCUGCUCAAAAAGCCACAGUUGAUCAGAUUGUGUUGACUCUGUUCACCUCUAACUUCAUUGGCAUGUGCUUCAGUCGUUCGUUGCACUACCAGUUCUACGUCUGGUACUUCCACACGCUACCGUACCUGCUCUGGAGUGGAGGAGUCAAGAAGCUGGCCCAUCUGCUCAGGGUCCUGAUCCUGGGUCUGAUCGAGCUCUCGUGGAACACCUACCCCUCUACCAACAGCAGCUCAGCUGCCCUCCAUGUCUGCCACCUCAUCAUCCUCCUCUGUCUGUGGCUGGCUCCACCUCUUUCGUCAGCACCAGCAGAAACACAAGAAGCUGAACCUGUGAAGGACAAAAGUCAGUGAGCUGCAGCCUGAUCGAACCGGUUGUUGUAUUUGGUGAAAUUGGCUGCAAAACAGCCUCCAUGCUCCUCCUUUCUUUGAUCCUAACAACACUGAUGAAGAGGGAGGUCACUGGGUAGACUGUUUCUUCAAGCAAAGCCAUUUGAUGCAUCUCAUCUCAGUGAAGGAAGCUGACCUGUUGGUGCCGUCAGCAGACGGAUGCCUAUGUGAUGAAAUGGCAUGAAGUCGUCACUUGCAGCUGAAGAGAUGAAAAAUUUAAAAAGAGGAUUCUCAGGUUUCAUUUUCAUAAAUAAUAGUUGGAGCAGAGUACAGUGCUUGGAGGACAUUGUGAAUGUUGUGCUGUUUGAAGAGAAUUUGUUACAUAGUUUAUUCCUAUCCUUUAUGAUUAAGUAGUUAAAUUGAAGAAUAAGAUUGAUAUGACACUGAACUUUUACUUUGCACCGAAAGCUUUGAAUCAGUUACAUUAAGGCAUUUCAGCCACCCCAGUAGUUGCAGUAUUCUAAAAUACAAGGCCAAAAAUCUUAGUAGUAUUAUAUUAUUAUUAUUUCCCACAUAUGUGUAAAACUAAGCUGCAGAAAAUCAUCCCUGCACUUUAAUGUGACAUUUUCAGAAAUGUACAUUAUACUGACUGAGACAGCAAAAGUGUGACAUUUUUAUAAUAAACAGAGAUGCCACUCAAUCUUGA